Molecule: messenger RNA, 1607 nt
Organism: Fimicolochytrium jonesii
Lineage: Eukaryota; Fungi; Chytridiomycota; Chytridiomycetes; Spizellomycetales; Powellomycetaceae
Exons: 1
Coding region: 40-1485 (481 amino acids)
Cellular component (GO): intracellular membrane-bounded organelle
Molecular function (GO): chloride transmembrane transporter activity
Source: RefSeq, a predicted model, not a curated record
UUGACUGUGAUUGUCGUAACACUGGAGUUGACAGGAGAUAUGGACUCGGUACCGGCCUUGAUCAUCGUCUGUUUCACCGCCUCGUGGGUAUCCUCCUUCCUCGGCGAAUCCCUCUACCACCGCGAGAUGCACCAGAACAAAACACCCUACCUGCCGUCCGACCCGUCCCACUCCAUGCGCACCAUUACGGUCCGCAAGAUCAUGAGCUCACGGAACUUGGUCGUCAUCACCACCCACCCCCGCCUGUCGGCCUGUCUCAGCGCCCUGCAGUCCGGGUUCAUCGGUUUCCCCGUGUGUGAGAAACUCGCGGUCGAGGACUCGACGGGGCAGACGUUGAUCAAGUACCGUCCGGUCGGGUUCGUGUACCGGGACCUGUUAGCAGAAACCUUAAAACGCCUCGUGGACGACCAAGGCUUCGACCCCGACCAAACCCGGAUCGAUAUGACGCCCCUGUCGAAUGUGUCCCCUGUGGUCGUGCGCGAGGACUCGACGGCGUCGAAGGUGUUUGGGAUGGUGAGGCAGUUGGGGUUGCGGCAUGUGAUGGUGGUUAACCAUGACGGGUUCCUGGUUGGGAUAUUGACGCGGAAGGAUCUUUUACGCGGGAUGCAUUAUUACGAUCAUAUCCACCAUAAAAAAGGGCACGGGAAGAAGAAGAAACACCAGCAGCAGCACCACGCCCACGCCCGCGGAACACUCAAACGCGAUAAGAUGACAAUGAAGAUCUGGGCCGAGCGUCCUAAAUCCGAAAAGGAGAGAGAGGGGACAGCGAGUAGUUUGGUGAUACCAGCCACCGACGUCCCCGGCACCCCGCGCCACACCCAUUUCGGAUCCACCGGUGGCCUCGUCGUGCCGCCUCUACCAGUCCCCGCCCGCGGCGACACGGUGCUGGAUCUCGAUACGUUGUACCACCAGCAUUUGCAGCAGCAUGGUUCGGAGGAUUCGGCGGGGGAUCUCACCGCGUCCACAGCGAACCUCCUCAACCAACCCGGGGAGCACCACACGCAUUCCCCGCCCGCGAGCCCGAAACUGGGAACCACGCCGACACCCGUUCGUCGCGCACAUUUCCAGGACACCGCCGCGCCGCCGACGAUAGCUACAGCGUUCCCCUUCCCAGAAACAUCCAUCCCGAUCGGUCCACGUACCCCCACCGCCCCGCACUCGACCUCCACCCCCGCCUCACCAUCCGUAACCCCCGGCCGCGCCGCCUGGAACCGCACCCGUCUCCGUCUGCGCGCCAACGCCGGCUUCACGCUCAAAAAAUUACACGACGAUUCAGGGGACGACGUCGCCCAUAGCUCGUCAUCAUCAUCGGCUUCUUCUUCGUCAUCUUCUGAUUCGAGUUCGAGUGAUUCAAGCGAGAGUGAGAGUGAGGGCAGGGGGGUUAGGGUACGGUUUGGGGAACGGGCUAGACAGACGAGGAGGGAGAGGAGGGAGAGGAGGGGGAAGAAUCGGGCGAUGAUGAUUAGGAGGCGGACGGGGUUGUGAGGUGCAUCAAGUCCGACUUUGUUUGCACAGGUCACAUACGCACACUGUUUUGCAUAUACUCAUAUACAUGGUGUAUACCCUUCCCCUCGUUUGGCGUAAUUUCAAGACCCGUCCAACCCCCU